Molecule: messenger RNA, 1641 nt
Organism: Caenorhabditis sp. 36 PRJEB53466
Lineage: Eukaryota; Metazoa; Nematoda; Chromadorea; Rhabditida; Rhabditidae
Source: the annotation of a GenBank genome assembly
AUGGAGGUGGAUAUGCAGGAUAGUGGCACAGAAUUCGACAGGCAACUAUUCCAUCUAGUUGUCAUUAAAGUAAGGCACAUUGUACAAAAAUCAUUCAAAAAAACGAUUGUUGAUCCUAGGACCCGAUUGCCGGCGCGGACAGCACAUUCAUAAUUCCGAAGCGCUACAUCAACCUCAGUUUUUUGAACGCCGGCGCCCAGGGUACUGUAGUGUUAGUUUUGAAGUGCUAAUCACAAAGUAUAGAGAAUUGCCAUUUUCAGAAUGGCCGACGAUCAAGUGACCGGCGAGCGGGUGGCCAUCAAGAAGAUGCAGCAGCCUUUUGUGAUGACGAUGAGCGCUAAAAGAGCCUAUCGAGAAUUCAUUCUGCUCACCACCAUUCAGCAUCCCAAUGUGAGUCUAUCUUCCAAAUUCCAAAUUCAAAAAAAAAGAAGCUUUUAUUGAAACCCAGAAAAAGUGCAGUAGAGCGUGAGUGCUUCAGUUUGAAAACGUUUUUUUUUUCAGAUCAUCCGUCUGCUGAAUGCUUUCUCGCCCGACAAAACGAUCGACACUUUCCAGGAAGUGUAUUUGGUGAUGGAAUUGAUGACGCACAACUUGCACGAAGUCAUCCACCGAUUAAAGUCGGCCCUUCCUUUCGAUCUCUCCCAUUUUGACACUCCUCAAAUUCCAGGUUGGACCACAAAACGCUCUCCUUCUUCGUCUAUCAACUGCUCUGCGCCAUCAAGCAUUUGCACAAUUCUGGAGUCAUUCAUCGAGUUUGUAUCAUUUUUCCGAGCCCUACUGAUGUAGUGCAUUUGUAUUGCAGGACUUGAAACCAUCGAAUAUCGUGGUGAAUGACAGAUGCGUUCUGAAAGUGUUGGAUUUCGGACUCGCGAGGAAAAAGAACGUGGACACUUCGAUGCGAAUGUCGGAUUACGUCGUCACGCGGUACUACAGAGCUCCAGAAGUCAUUCUGGGCAUUCCGUACUCUGAAAAAGGUGCGAUUUGCCAAUGUCCUUUGGAAUAUCUUGUUUCUCUUGAUUUUCAGUGGAUAUCUGGUCAGUCGGCUGCAUUUUCGCCGAAAUGAUCAACCAUCAAGUGUUGUUCCCUGGAAAGGAUCGUAUCGAUCAAUGGACGAAGAUCUACAAUAUCUUGGGCACUCCGGACGAGGCGUUCGUUAAUCAGCUCGGACAGUCGGCGGCCAUGUACGUGCGAUCGCUGAGAAGAGCGCCGCCGAAGCCGGUUACAGAGUUCGUGCCCGACUCGAGCUUCCUUGCGGACACUGAGAAUCCACGUGUCAAUCUCACUGGUGAGUUCGGGGAUGGCCUCUGGCAGAAGCUUUCAAGAAAAUGUUCGUUUUACAGCUGCGUGCGCCCGUGAUCUGCUCUCCCGUAUGUUGAUAAUCAACCCGGCGAACCGGUUCUCAGUGGAAGAUGCUCUGAAUCAUCCAUACGUUAGGCUAUGGUUCAAGGUGAGGCUCUUUCUCUCUUUCUUGAAGAAUUUGAAUCAUCGCCUUUGCAGGAGGAAGAAGUGAACGCUCCCGCUUCUGAUAAUCGUUACGACCAGGAAAUCGACUUUGCGGAGAAAUCACUUAUAGAAUGGAAGGAGCUGAUAUUCGCGGAAGUUCAAAGUUAUCAAAGAAACCACGAUAUCUUCAAUGGCUGA